Messenger RNA from Varanus komodoensis (Komodo dragon), 2918 nucleotides. It is a transcript of the gene GRSF1, whose product is annotated as G-rich RNA sequence binding factor 1. Lineage: Eukaryota; Metazoa; Chordata; Lepidosauria; Squamata; Varanidae. The transcript has 11 exons. The record is from RefSeq and is a predicted model, not a curated record. Bases 1 to 1377 code for a protein of 458 amino acids. Gene Ontology annotation, biological process: regulation of RNA splicing. Gene Ontology annotation, molecular function: RNA binding. Gene Ontology annotation, cellular component: ribonucleoprotein complex; nucleoplasm.
AUGCCACCGCCUCCUCCUGACGCGGCCUCUCCCCGCCCGCCGUGGCUCCCGGGCAGGCCGCCCCUCGGAACGCCUUCCGCCGGCGCCGCCGCGCAUGUGCUUGAGGCCCUCGCCCGCCCGGUAGCGCCCGAGGGGACGGCGGCGAAGAGCGCGACGUCGUCGACAGGGCCCGCGCCCUCCUCCAUGGCCGGGACGCGCUGGCGCCGCGGGUUCGCCGGCCGCGCCGGGCCCGCGCCCGGCUUCGGCUCCCUGCAGGCCUCGCUGCUGCCUCCGGCCCUGGCGGGGAGACGCUACAGCCAGGAGCAGAUAUAUGAUGAAUAUCCCCCGCUCUCACAAUAUGAAUCGCCUUCAUCUCAGUCAAGCAAUGAAGAUGUGUUUCUUAUUCAUGCCCAAGGUCUGCCAUACUUGUGUACUAAAGAAGAUGUUCUUGACUUUUUUGCAGGCAUCAGGGUUCGAAAUGGAGCAAAUGGCAUAUACUUCUUCUUAAACCAAGAUGGCAAACGCAGAGGAGAUGCUUUGAUUGAAUUAGAGUCGAAAGAGGAUGUGCACAAUGCUUUAAAGAAGCAUCGACAGUAUCUGGGCCAGCGAUAUGUAGAAGUUUCUGAAGUACAUAAUGAGGAUGUUGAUGCUAUCAUGAAGAGUCUGCAGUCCAGUUCAGCAUCUGUGACCAACGACGGAGUGGUACGACUGAGAGGUCUUCCAUACAGUUGCACCGAAGCGGAGAUUUCUAAAUUCUUCUCAGGUUUAACUAUAGUGGGCAUAACUUUUGUUAUGGACCAGAUGGGAAUAAGGAAAACAGGAGAAGCGUUUGUGCAGUUUGCUACACCGGAAAUGGCUACUCAAGCCUUGUUAAAGGACAAGGAGGAAAUUGGAAGCCGCUACAUAGAAAUAUUCCCGAGCCAAAAGAGUAAAAUUCGAACCCACAAUGGUUUUUUUGGGGGUAAGAAGAUGAUGGGAUAUCCCACUAUGAAGCAAGAGCCUGAACCUGUUUUUGAGGAAAGCGAGUUGAGUGAAGCCUUGCGACCUGCUGCAGCUUAUGAAAGUGAUAAAGAAAAUGAAGUUUUGAAGCAAGCAUUUGAAACCCAUCGAGAUGUGUCAGAGGCUGGGAGUUUCUCCUCGUUUCAUUUUGUUCAUUUGAAAGGUCUGCCCUAUCACGCAACAGCCCAAAAUAUUAUAAAUUUUUUCGCUCCCCUGAAACCAGUGAGGAUCACUAUGGAAUAUAAUUCAAGUGGAAAAGCAACAGGAGAAGCAGAUGUGCACUUUGAGACACAUGAAGAUGCAGUUGCAGCCAUGGCUAAGAACAGGUCUAACAUGCAACAUAGAUACAUUGAAUUAUUCCUGAAUUCAUCACCAAGCAGGAAGAAUGGUUGCCAGUGACAAUGGCAUAAUUCCCAAAGUUUAGGAUAAAUCAAGAUGCAUUUCAUUUGCACAUUUUUCUAGAGCUGGAAUACAGGGGGUCCCUGUAACCAGAAAUGACAAAUUCUAAAGGACACUUUUUCUGAAUUGCCUUUCAAAGAAAAUCCAGCAGCUGUAUCUCAAACCCCACAAUUGUUUGUGCAGAUGUUUUAUGUAAACCAAAAUUAAAGUUGAACUGUCUGUAAAACUUUUUGCUACAGUACAUGUCAUGGUAGACCCAGGGCCAAGCUGUGAUGUACAGGUGUAGCGUAACGUGACUGGCACAGAGAGAAGCAGGUGCCGCUUUCAGGAAUGGGUAUUAACAUCAUUACCAACUUCAUUAGUUGAGUCUAGCUUUGGGGUGGGGGGAGGGGAGAAGCACUCAGACAUGUUCUGGCAGUGGGGGAGCAUGAUUCUCCAAGAUGUUUUUGAUAGUUCGACCAUGGUAAUAUAGUCAGUGGAGUUACAACUUUGCAAGUGCUGCCCAUAAAACAUAACAGCAGAGAUGCUUUAAUCAGAAUUUGUGGCAUGGGGAAGCCCCACAGUGGAGAUGGCAUGCACAAACGAGUGUGUUAUGUUACCUGCAGGGAACAGGACAGGGAAUCUGACGUAUCGGUCAUAUUUAAGAUAUACUGACUGCCAGUAAAGUGCUACAGAGAAGCUACUAAAUCUCCAGAAGGGAAGUUUUGUGUACACUAAACUUAAGUGAUAGGAAUAUUUCAUUCAGAGUGACACACAGGAAAAACAUUUCAGCCUUCAUUGAGUGGUUAUAUUAAGACUAGGGUAAUCCCAAGCAAGCAGUUUCUUAGGUGAUGCAGUGGUAGGGACAGGGCAAGGUGAAGAAGGCUGACAUCUUAGGUGAUAAUAUCUGGUUGGCUAUACUUUUUCUCUCCUGCUAAGGCUGAAACAGUGAGUUACAUCGCCUGAAAGUUUGCAGAACUCAAGUUUCUGCCCCCUGAAAGUGGAAGAGUUAGGUGCAGGAACCGCCCAAGUGGAGGAACCCCCCCCCCCAUCCCGAAAUCCACCAGAAGGGCUUUCUGUGAGUGAGACACUGCCUGCUAGCAUGAUGUCCUUAUUGGAUGCAGCUUGAUACAAAGACACAUAAAUUUUGCAGGAUGGUAUAUGUAAAACCAAUCUCCAGAUAAGCAUAUAAUUGUUGCUACUACCAUUUGGGCAGAAAAAUUAAAAAUGCUACUAUCCAUGCAUCAAUUUUGGACCUAAACCAGGGUAAAUCCGGAGAAGUUUGCCGGAUAGUCUUCGUAUAUCCCUACUAUUUUUUCAGGCUCUUGAAAAAGCAGUUUUAUUGCACAUAGCUUGCUGCUGAUGUGACAAAAUGGCAGUUCUGUAUUAUUAGAAUUAGGAAGGGGCUGCUGUGUUCCACAGGCAAAGCUGCGACUUGAGACCCAGCUCACCGCUGCUGUGUACUGUGAUAAGUAGAUGUUAAGCAUUGCUUAUUAGUUUUGCCUGUCUGAUCAUCAAGUCAAUGUAUAACUAAUAAAUGAAAGCAUAUUUCUUAAUGCAGA